Molecule: messenger RNA, 318 nt
Organism: Phytophthora megakarya
Lineage: Eukaryota; Oomycota; Peronosporomycetes; Peronosporales; Peronosporaceae
Source: the annotation of a GenBank genome assembly
AUGAUCUAUGAGCCCAACCGAGAACUCAGCAAUGCGCAACGACAAAAAGCUGAGGUCCGAUACAAAUCAACAGCCGAUGACAUUGACACAGUUACAGUCCAAGAAGAGCGAAGGCGCCGUAUCGCCCAGGCCCAGGACGAGGAGCUGAGGUGGUCGAACCUGAAAACUGUCCUGAUAGGCGAAACCACCGUGAUGUUGAGACUCGUGGUGUCAACCACAAUGAUCCAAGAAGUGCUACACAACUGUCAUGAUUCCAUUGAAGGAGGACACCAAGGUGUCGUCCGCUCUUAUCAUAGAGUAAAACACGACUACUACUGA